GCCUCCCGGCUUGGGAUUGGUCGAAAAGGAGGGGCGUGGGGCGGACGUGGGGGCGGUUCCCCCGCCCAGUCCCUCCUCUCACCCGGCCCGGUUUUCAAGGCGGGCUGUAACUGGUGGCAUUUGUCCCGGGACCAGGUCCACAGUUUUAUGUGUGAGCAAGAUGGAGGCUGACCCGUCUGGCUUUAACAUCGAUGCCCCCCGUUGGGACCAGCGCACCUUCCUGGGGAGAGUGAAGCACUUCCUAAACAUCACGGACCCCCGCACUGUCUUUGUAUCUGAGCGGGAGCUGGACUGGGCCAAGUUGAUGGUGGAGAAGAGCAGGAUGGGGGUUGUGCCCCCAGGCACCCAAGUGGAGCAGCUGCUGUAUGCCAAGAAGCUGUAUGACUCGGCCUUCCACCCCGACACUGGGGAGAAGAUGAACGUCAUCGGGCGCAUGUCUUUCCAGCUCCCUGGCGGCAUGAUCAUCACGGGCUUCAUGCUCCAGUUCUACAGGACGAUGCCGGCGGUGAUCUUCUGGCAGUGGGUGAACCAGUCCUUCAAUGCCUUAGUCAACUACACCAACAGGAAUGCGGCCUCCCCCACAUCGGUCAGGCAGAUGGCCCUUUCCUACUUCACAGCCACAACCACUGCUGUGGCCACGGCUGUGGGCAUGAACAUGUUGACAAAGAAAGCGCCGCCCUUGGUGGGCCGCUGGGUGCCUUUUGCUGCUGUGGCUGCGGCUAACUGUGUGAAUAUCCCCAUGAUGCGACAGCAGGAGCUCAUCCAGGGAAUCUGCGUGAAGGACAGGAAUGAAAAUGAGAUUGGUCAUUCCCGGAGAGCUGCGGCCAUAGGCAUCACCCAAGUAGUUAUUUCUCGGAUCACCAUGUCAGCUCCUGGGAUGAUCUUGCUGCCAGUCAUCAUGGAAAGGCUUGAGAAAUUGCGCUUCAUGCAGAAUGUCAAGGUCCUGCACGCCCCAUUGCAGGUCAUGCUGAGCGGGUGCUUCCUCAUCUUCAUGGUGCCAGUGGCGUGUGGGCUCUUCCCACAGAAAUGUGAAUUGCCAGUUUCCUAUCUGGAACCGGAGCUCCAAGACACCAUCAAGGCCAAGUAUGGCGAACUUGAGCCUUAUGUCUACUUCAAUAAGGGCCUCUAAAUGCCCCACUUCAGCAAGGACCAGUCUAUUCCCAUAUUCACCAGCUCCUCCUUAGCUACGUGCACACUUGUGUCCUCCUUCCUCUUUGCCAACAAGGCCUGAAGGCCAGGGUAGAGUUGGCGGGGGGACAAUGAAUGCCUCAUACUUACACCCUGGUACUGGUUGAUUGGACCUCAGGGGAAAAAAGUGAAAAAGGGUAGCAAAGGCCAAUGUCUUCUAGCUGCUUCCUCAACCCCUGUCCCCUAGAGACCAGAAGCUGAGGCCCUCUCAGGGAGGAGACACCAAGCAAAUCAUUUGGAAAAGUUAGGAAACCUUUAGGAUUCUGGUUCCAGCCAGGAUUGAGGAAAAGACCUUGGAUCAAAAGGAAGCAUCUAUACCUCUUUCUUCUUUGCUUCCUCCUCCUCUCCUGAUCAAUGGAAUCUUUUACCCAUGUAAUUCUAGCCGAACUCAGGAAAAAGAAGGGGGAAAGGACUCUGUCCCCUUGGGGCUUAUCUCCACCCUUCCACAUCCUCCUCCUGGUUGCCCCCUGGUCAGGCAGCUUCUUUUUUUUUCCAAGAUGGAGUCUUGCUCUGUCGCCCAGGCUGGAAUGCAGUGGCACGAUCUCGGUUCACUGCAACCUCUGCCUCCUGGAUUCAAGCGAUUCUCCUGCCUCAGCCUCUCAAGUAGCUGGGAUUACAGGGCACCUGCCACCACGCCUGGCUAAUUUUUAUAUUUUAGUAGAGACGGGGUUUCACCAUGCUGGCCAGACUGGUCUCGAACUCCUGACCUCAGGUGAUCCGCCUGCCUCAGCCUCCAAAAGUGCUGGGAUUACAGGCAUGAGCCACCGCACCCAGCCCGGACAGCUUCUUUGGGAGUGCUGCUAACCUUGAAAUUAUCAGACACUUAGGAGUUCUUAGUGCUAAAAAGGGGAUCGUGCAAGGCAGCAGAGUUACAUGGUUCUUCAAAUCAUGUCUGAAUCUAUUCUUGGAAUCUUCUCUAUAAUAAGGGAAGUUCUCUUUCCCCACUGCCACAUAUCUCUGUUUUAAAAGAUAAGUCCACUAACUGUGAGUAAAAAUGAUAUAUGUAGGCAUUAACCACACACUUUAAUGGGUAUAAUUUCCUGGCUGCCUCCCUUCCUCAGCCCAUUAGGUUAAACACCAAAGAAAGACUGGUGUGUACUGAAUAGGAAAGGGAAGUUUUAUUUGGAACCUUCUAAGAGGAAACCAACCAGGACCAAAGAACCUUAAAGGACACACAGCAAAACACAGCCACUUCCCUUCCCCAGCUUGGCUGCCCUAGGUGAUUUCUCAGGCUCCUUGGACUGUUGUUUCUCAUCUGGAAUCAAUGUGUGUAUGAGUUUUGUCUGGUAGGAUUGCUGACUCUGUCCAACAGAUAUCACUGUGAAUUGAAUAAAUUUGUUGAAAGAGCACACAGGCACACACAUACACA
Nomascus leucogenys (northern white-cheeked gibbon) is the source of this 2557-nucleotide messenger RNA. RefSeq names its product sideroflexin 2 (gene SFXN2). Gene Ontology annotation, molecular function: monoatomic ion transmembrane transporter activity. Gene Ontology annotation, cellular component: mitochondrial inner membrane. The record is from RefSeq and is a predicted model, not a curated record. Gene Ontology annotation, biological process: serine import into mitochondrion; monoatomic ion transport. Lineage: Eukaryota; Metazoa; Chordata; Mammalia; Primates; Hylobatidae.